This is a messenger RNA of Myripristis murdjan (pinecone soldierfish), 2670 nucleotides long. RefSeq lists its product as uncharacterized. The record is from RefSeq and is a predicted model, not a curated record. The coding region runs from base 861 to 1769 and encodes 302 amino acids. NCBI's taxonomy places the organism in Eukaryota, Metazoa, Chordata, Actinopteri, Holocentriformes, Holocentridae. The transcript has 8 exons.
AUCUAUGUUUACUGUUUAUACCGUUAAAAUUAGAUGUGGGUUGUGCACCUCAAAAGACAAUAUUCAUAUAAAAACAGCAAAACUCAUUUGUGAAGCAUCUGAUGUACCAAGUAUUACAUUAAUGCUGCUGUUUAGUUUUGUGCAACACGUUGGAUUGUGUUGGUAUAUCUUUUAAACAGACACUGGUGGGGGUUAGUUCCUGUUAUGCCCCCGCCACCCCCCCACCCGCACAUGCACCUUGACACAUUUCAUUUCGCUGUGAAUGUGGUGAGUAUCUGCACCCGGUGGCUUUUGCCUUCUUUCCGCCUCCUUUAUUAAGCCCUACUGAUCUGUUUCCUCAUCAUUUUUUUUAAACAGCCACAACAACUUCGGGUCAUGCAUUCAAAGUGUUUGUACUGUUGUGAAAGAACGUAAAGUCAGCAUGACUGUAGACUUAGAGUAAAUAAAAAAUAUAUCUAUCACACUGCACUGACAGACAAUGGAUAAUGUAUGCCAGUGACACACAGGUACUGACCCUCAAAAUACUUGAUAAGCACAUUUACAUUUAUAUGUACAAACCUAAUAGAGACUUAAGUGACCAGUUUUUAGUCCGCUAAAAAUGUUCUACUUCCUUUUUUUAUUCAUUCAGCACAGUUAAGUAACAGGAAACACACCCAAGAAUUUCACACCAACAUUUUCAAGAUGUGAGAUAUGUUGCUGAAGCACAACCGAGCAAACCGUUGCCUCUUCUGGAUCUUGUAGCAUCUUGUCAUGGCACCCCGGCUCUCACAGUGAGUGUCCAUUUCGUUCUAGAGCAGCAGUAAAUGUGUCACAGUGAUCCAACAAUAGCGACGUUAUUUCCCUUGUUUUGUUUGGCGUAAAUGCCAGUGUGCGGUGUCUGUGUCAUGUCUGUUAACUUGGGAAUGCCGUCCUUGGAGAUGAAACUGCAGCCGUUGUUUGGGCUGAGCCUCAUCCUGAUCCUGGCCUCCAACACAAAUGGUCAAACCUGGAGUGUUAGUAUCAGCAGUGAUGUGACUAGCACACAGACAUCUGACGUGAUCAUACGAUGCAACUUUACCUAUCCACCUAAACAACAAGGAGGAAAUCUUGAAGUGUACUGGAAACUCUUUCAGAGAAGUACAUUUGAUACCAAGGACAACGACCAGAAUGCGUUUCUCUUUCACCCAAAUGAGACCUUUGUCAUUGAAAAGUACAGAGGAAAGACUAAGCUCAUUGGUCUUAAGAGCAAGGGAGACUGCUCUCUCAAGAUCCAGAGAAUUGAUGGUCUUGGGGAGCCUACCUAUCUGAGGGUCACUACUGGAUUUGACAAGUACAGUUUCGUAAAACAGCCUUUCAAUUUUAAUAUGUCUGGGUCAGGUGUUACCCCAGUCACCAUACACCCAGAUAUUAUGGUAACCGCUGUCUCACCCGAAGUCACAGAAAUGAGCCAGCAGAUACGAACGACGAUAUACGUUGCCACCUCUGUUCCGAUCGGUGCAGUCCUCAUCAUCCUCAUUGUAGUCGGAGUUGUUUGGUGCAGAAAGAAGAAAAGGUCCCAGUCUGUUACCCGGGAGGAAUCUGGAUAUUAUGCAAAUUUUAGCAGAGCAUCAAGCCAAACCAACAGAGGAAAGUCUAUCAAGAAACAAGACCCCAAUCAAGUUUCUCAACCAAAGGUCAUUGAUGAGCCGCUUUAUAUCAAUGUUCAGUCCCCUCCCGAUCAGCUGGGCAGUGUGGAUCAAGCAGACAAUGUAUAUGCAAAUGUGGAUUAUUCAAAAGGAAAUGCAUUUUGAAUUCUGAUGACGCUUGAACUUCAUGUUGAAAUACCAUCUUUACAUCUUGUGCAUUGUUUCUGUUAACACUGUAGCAGCAUGCACGAGUUUCACAAUUCUUGUGUCAGGAGGCACAAAAGAUAAGGAGUUUCCUCUCUGUCUUCGAAUUAUUUUAUCACUGAUUUUACAUAUAAGAGUACAAAGCCACUCAGAUGUGGCAUCAAUUAAAGUAACAGUUCACCCCAAAUUCAAAUAAAAGACAUUUUCUGCUUACCUUUAGUGACCAUCCAGGUAGUUUCUGUGUGAUUUGGUGAGGUUUCCAGCCUGCAGCAGUUCUCCCUGUCACCCUUCACCCCAAUACAAGUUCAAAUCGCCAAUAAUUUUUAAGUGAGAAACUGAAUAGCAACAGCUCCUUCUAAAAAACAGUAAAAUGGAUUCUCAACAUAAUCCACAGCCCUUGGGGGAAAAAACGUUUCUGACUGUGGAGACAGGACAGGUAACAGGAGACUGGAAACCCCCCCAAAUCGCACAGGAACUAGCUGGGUGGAUGGACUGCCCCAGAGGAUGGUGUCUUUCGGGCAAACUGUUUUUUUGAGUACUUUCUUUGUCACUGAAUUGGUGAGAAGUCAACUGGGAAAAGAAGCAAUGGAUGUGCAAAAUAUCCCUAUAAGAGCUUUAAAGAUUUUCUUUAAAAAGACUAUAUUGUGUUCUGUUUAAUAUACUUUUCUACUCUGUGUGUUUGUAAUGUGAAUUUAUCCAUUGCUUGUAUUGUGCAGUAAUAUGAGUGCAAUUUCAUAUGGGCAGCCCAAGUGAGGAUCCAGAAAUGGAGAAUCCCCUCUCUUUAUUCAUUGUCGGGCUGCAGGGUUAGUUUUAGGAUGGGGUAAUAUUUAAAGUAGGGUCAGGUUAGGGUGACUCCAUGGUA